UUGUCUAGUUUUCAAAAAUGGUAACGUCACGUAUCUCUCCCACUUCCUUGUCCUCUCUGCUCCGAAACUGUGUCACUUUCGAAGCAGUUCCUCUAGCUAAGCAAAUCCAUGCCCAGAUCCUUGUUCAUGGCUUUCUUCCCAACGUCACUCUCGAAACCGAUCUCCUCCUGGUGUACGCUAAAUUUGGGUUUCUCAAACAUGCUCACAAAGUUUUCGACGAAAUGGUUGAAAGAAACAUGCAUUCGUGGAACAUUUUGAUUGCUUCGUACGCCAGUAGUUCUAUGUAUCAUGAUGCUUUGAACAUUUUUAACGAGUUUUUGAAAAUGGGCUUUCGACCGGAUCACUUCACUUUGCCUCCAGUUGUUAAGGCAUCUGCGGGAAUGGGAGACGCUGAUCUGGGUAAAAUGCUCCACAGUUGGGUGGUUAGGCUUGGGUUUGAAGAAUAUGUUGUUUUGGGUAGUUCCCUUGUGGAUUUUUAUGCAAAGCUCGGGGAUUUAAUCCUUGCGCAGAGGGUUUUUGCCAAAAUGUCUUGGAGGGAUUGUGUUGCUUGGAAUUUAUUAAUUUCAGGGUUUGGAAGAGCUGGUUUCUAUGUGGAUGCUUUGAAUUACUUUAGGGAUAUGCUCAGGGCAGGAGUUGAAAUGGAUUCUAGGACCAUUCCAAGCAUUUUAAAUGCGUGUGGAGGGGAAGGGGAUUUGAGGAAAGGCAAAGAAAUUCAUGGGCAAAUAGUCAAGAGUGUGACUUUCAAUAGAGAUAUUCCAAUUGGAAAUUCUUUAAUUGAUAUGUAUGCGAAGUGUGGGUGCUUGCACGACUCAGAAAAAGUUUUUGUUAACAUGCGUAAGUUGAAUCUGGUGUCAUGGACCACAAUGAUAUCUUGUUAUGGGAUUCAUGGGAAAGGAGAAGAAUCUUUGGUUCUCUUUGACAAAAUGAAGGAAUGUGGAUUUAAGCCCAACAGUGUCACAAUCACUGCAAUUUUGGCUAGUUGUAGCCACUCAGGUUUUAUAAAUCAGGGGAGGAAGAUUUUUAAUUCAAUUAGCUUGGAUUAUGGUUUUGAACCCAGUGUAGAGCAUUAUGCCUGUAUGGUGGAUCUUUUGGGUCGUUUUGGGCAUAUUGAUGAAGCACUGAGAUUGAUAAAGAGUGCAGAAUUAGCUGCAGUGGCAAGCAUUUGGGGUGCCUUGCUUGCAGGAUGUGUGAUACACAGGAAUGUUGAGAUUGGAGAAAUUGCUGCUAAACGCCUCUUUGAUUUGGAACCCAAUAACUCUAGCAAUUACAUAGCAUUGUGUAGUAUUUAUGAUUCUCUUCAUAUCUUGGAUGGCGUUUCAACAAUCAGAGCAAAGAUGAGAAAACUGGGCUUGGUUAAACUUCCUGGUUGUAGCUGGAUUACCAUUGCUAGAAGAGUGCACAAAUUUUACCGUGGGGACCUUUCUCAUCCACCGACUCAGUUGAUUUGCACAGAAUUAGAAGAAAUUAUUAAAAAAAUGUAUUGAGACAACAAUGUAUGGGAAAACAACCACAUGGUAGUAUUGGAUUGCUAAAAGUAAUAUAGUAGGCUGGAUCAGUUAGGUCAUACAUGAUGAUUGGCUCUACCUCCUAUGAGAAUUUGGACCUGAAAUAUCAUUCUUUAGCAUGGAAAAAUCUGUGGGGGAAUUAUAUAUUACUCUUGCCUUAACAAUGGCAUAGAUGAAUGAUGAGCCAUUGUGCAUUAAUAUAUUAUGAGACUUUAUUGGACAAACUGCAAAAUGAGAGAGGAGGCUGCAUUUACACUGUGCAGAAUGCAUAUGUUUGUGGUUGAAAUUGACAUCCUUCCCAUAUUAUAAAAUUUCAAUGUAUUUACUUUCUGUCAAAUUGAGUUUUUAAUCAAACUUUUGCAUUUUCUUGUUUGGUUUUCAGGUCUAUCAGGGCAACCUUUGCACAUAUUGAGGAGCUUGGAAGCUCGUGAUAUUUCGUCUUCCUACUGAAGAUCCUUGGCUGUUCGUCAUCCGUUUCCAAAAACGGAGGGUACUGCGUGGAUCAGAAGAGGAAACUCUACACUUUUAGUGGAUCGGAUCGUCGUUUCGGAGAGUUUCGGGUUUUCCCAAGAAUCAAGGUUUUUGGGAUCUCGGGUUGUCGUUUUGGACCGUUUUCGUACGAAGUUUCAUUUCAAAUAUAAGGUUCGUCCAUGCGUCGAUCCUAGUAGAUAAAGGGACUGGGGUGGUUAGCUUACAACCUUGAUGCUGCCCCUGCAUCAGCAGGUUAUGGUCUGAGCUAGAAAUUUUGUGAACUGGUGCCAACUAGGCUGAAACCACAGCAACAUAGUCUGACUUGGACAGACCCAGUGAACCAGUUGACAUAGCCAUCUCUCCGAGUCUCAAUAUUUGCUCCAUGUACGGCAUAAGCAGACACCCAACCUUGUGUAACUUACUCAUCAAUGAAUCUAAUGCCAUGAAUCAAAAUGCUGAAAAGAGGGCAUUUUUCAUAUAUCACUCAACAUCAUAACAGACAAAUAAUAGCUUUAUCAGGACCAGUGCUCAAGAUGGUAAUGGCUGGAUCCAAAAGUUGCAGCUGUUGUAUCAUGUUCUUCAGGGUGAUCUUGUGCUGAUUUCAUGUGCGAUGCUUCAGUGACUUCUUCAUUUUUCUUGAUCUCUUUGUGGACUUGCACCUCAUCCUCAACAGAGAGUGCCACAACUUGUGGACCAUGUGGGCCAGUGAAGCAGCAUAAAAUGACCGAGAGGAAUGCAAGAAAGAAAAGACCACCAAGUGAGAUAAAUAUGACAACAAUCACAGUUGAAUGGUGACUUGGUGGUGGUGGAACAGGAACAAUAUGAGGCGGUGGAGGCGGUGGUGGUGAGAUAGAGUGAGGUGGUGGUACUACAAUUGGCAAUGGGGGAGGGAUUGGGUGACUUGGUGGUUUUGCUGCUGGAGCUGGUGGUUGAAAUGGAGGGGGUGGGGGUGCCUGUGCUGGGUACGAUGGUGGUGGUGGUGUAAUGGGGUGAUGCGGUGGUGCCACAUUUGGUGGGGAUGGAGGGAAAUUAUGGGGUGGUGCCACCUUUGGAGGGGAUGGAGAAUGAUGUGAUGGUGGUGGUGGUGUUUCCUUAGGAGGUGAGGGGAAAUUAUGGGGUGGUGCCACCUUUGGAGGGGAUGGAGAAUGAUGUGAUGGUGGUGGUGGUGUUACCUUAGGAGGUGAGGGGAAAUUAUGGGGUGGUGCUACCUUUGGAGUUGAAUGGGAAUGUGGUGGUGGCAAGGGAAAAUAUGGGAAAAAGUACUCAAAAUUUUGCACAGGAGCCAUCUCAGUGUGGAAAAAGUAGUGAAAGCUGAUUUAACUUAACCGUGUUUGUUCAGGAGAUGGAGAAGAUGAUUGUGUAUUUAUGCCUAUUUAUAUAUAGUGCUGACUGCUGUGUACGGGUUUGAAUGUUGUGCUGAUGAGCUGAUAGAUCCUUCUAAGCUUUGAGUGACUUGACCAUCAUGCUAAGAUAUUGAUGGGGUUUCAUUGGUUGCAUUGAAAAACACUUCAUUCUUGUUUUCCCGGAGAGGGUCUUUUUCUCUGCACCACGACAUAUAUGGAUGUUGGUUUUCAG
Molecule: messenger RNA, 3551 nt
Organism: Malania oleifera
Lineage: Eukaryota; Viridiplantae; Streptophyta; Magnoliopsida; Santalales; Ximeniaceae
Product: pentatricopeptide repeat-containing protein At2g03880, mitochondrial-like
Exons: 8
Coding region: 18-1484 (488 amino acids)
Biological process (GO): RNA modification
Molecular function (GO): RNA binding; protein binding
Source: RefSeq, a predicted model, not a curated record